ACACACCGCUCACUGUAAUUUAUACAUCCGUAGGCCUACUCCGAUCUGAGGGCUGAUUACGCAUUAAUUUCAUUAAUUGUACAGGCCUUCACUUAUACACAUUUCAGUCAAGUGUCUUUUGCCAAUAGAAGCAUUAUGGCUGCCUGCGUGUCGUGGGUUUCAUGUCUUUGCAUUCAUGUUUCAAUAUCUGCCUGGUAUGUUUACGCUCUGUCGUUUUAUACCAAUUUAACGACUUCGGGUAUAGACACCAGAAAGAUCACCUACGGUGGGAAAUGGAAAUAUUUAACCUUCCUCAAUUUGGUUUUGCAGACCUUGUUCUUCGCACUGUGUGUCCUGACGGACAUUGUCAACUUGGUGUUUCCUGCAAAAUAUAAACGCGGUGGUGGGUUUAAAUCCCUUCUGGUGAAAUUAAGAGAUGACUUAUUCACUAUGUUUGCUUUCCCAUAUGCAACCUUUGUGUUUUCAUCUUUCUGGUCAAUCUAUGCUGUUGACCGUGAACUAGUGUAUCCAAAAGUAAUCGAUGCCAUUAUUCCUUAUUGGUUGAACCAUGCAAUGCACACCAUAAUUGUGCCAUUGGUGCUUGUGCAGAUGUACAUUCAGAAUCAUGCAUAUGCUUCCAGAAUUAAAGGUGCUACAGUGAUGUUGUUCUCUGGUCUACUAUAUAUGUCAUGGGUCCUCUGGGUGCACCAUGCCUCAGGCAUUUGGGUUUACCCCUUCCUUAACAAAUUAAGCCUUGUGACCAUACUUCUAUUUUUUGGAAUCUGUGCUGGCUUGCAAUAUCUACUGUAUCUGCUCGGUGAGAAGAUCAGUGGCAGAAUCUGGGGCCAUCCAGGUUCUCAGAAGAAAAGGUGUUAAAGAGUGUAAGUGUGUAAGAUCAGCCACAAGAACCUGAGAUCUGGUCUGUAGUGCCACCCCUGGACUGGACACAUGGGACCAACAGACCACAUCUCUGACUCUCAAAGGAGUUUGGAGGAUCUUAGAUGUACUCUAUAUAUCCAAGAUUGAAAUUGUGGAAAGCAGAAAUACAGGGGUCAAAGAUGAUCCUUGACAUUCCCUUAACCCAUAGUCGGUUACCUUUUUGUUUCCUCUGACUCUUCUUUGUAAUUGAAGUCUGUAGCAAUGUCCAACUGCAUGCCACCUACGUGACUACCACACUCCACCUGGGUGAACCUUACUGGGCUCCUCAAAAACAAGGACGCAGGGUAGUGAUGUUGAAACCGGGUUUUGCCAAGGUUGAAUAUAACGGAGCCGGAAGUGUAACGCGUGUUUUAACCUGUUUCCCAUUGAGCAAUCAAUGUGAAACAGGUGUGCAGCCUUACCACGCCCCAGUGUCUGAUCAUUCUGGCUUGGGCCAGAAUGUGAGGCUGUGGUGAGGCUGCUUAAACCAGCCAUCAGCCACACACACUCCUAUAGCCUAUCUCUCAUUCUGUCUCUUUCAUCGAUUAUUUUACCGUGAAAAAAAAUUGUCGUUUUGGAAGAAUUAAAGGGAAUUCCACCGUGAA
Gadus macrocephalus (Pacific cod) is the source of this 1502-nucleotide messenger RNA. RefSeq names its product androgen dependent TFPI regulating protein 1 (gene adtrp1). The transcript is spliced from 6 exons. Gene Ontology annotation, cellular component: endomembrane system; membrane. Bases 136 to 855 code for a protein of 239 amino acids. The record is from RefSeq and is a predicted model, not a curated record. Lineage: Eukaryota; Metazoa; Chordata; Actinopteri; Gadiformes; Gadidae.